This is a messenger RNA of Brugia malayi, 210 nucleotides long. RefSeq lists its product as uncharacterized. NCBI's taxonomy places the organism in Eukaryota, Metazoa, Nematoda, Chromadorea, Rhabditida, Onchocercidae. The record is from RefSeq and is a predicted model, not a curated record. The coding region runs from base 1 to 210 and encodes 69 amino acids. The transcript has 2 exons.
AUGUUUGGUUAUAUUAAGCAAUUAAAUGAUAGCGAAAAAGAAUGUAAAUAUGAAAAGAAAUGUGAUCAAUGUUCGAAAUAUUCCACAAAGUGGCGUUGGCAUAUUGUAAAGCAUCGUUGGGCGACAAAUGCGAUGAAAAUUCUUCCAAAAUCUGCAUCUGACUUAUUUGGCUUACGAAUUUAUCAAAAAGCUUAUUAUAAUUUAAUUUAA